ACAAUGGACACAGCUCCAGAAUUCUUAUCAUCAGAUUUUAUUGAUGUCCCAGAGUCUCAGAUUCAUCCAUUUACAUGUCGAGUGGCACGUAAACAGAUUGAUAAUUCUUGUUAUCAAGAGGUAGAGAACAUUAUGAUAGGACAUGUCAGCACGAAAUAGGCAUUCUAAUUCAUUACAUCAAUCUCCAUAUCCGAAUACUUAUGGUUUUGAUGAUAAUAUGAAUAAAGGAGCCUCUUCCAAGAGUGUUGUAACGUGGGUUUAUCCUUUCGGAAGUUUUAAUAUGGACGAUGAUUGUUUCAAGGAAAUGGGUGAAUUUAGAAAAUGGAUGAAUGAUGGUCGCAAACCACGCAACAAGGAUCGUAGAAUCUAUGUUGCAUUGUUUGCAAAAAAAUUCAUAUAUGACAGUAAUAUGGUUGACAAUGAAUGUGAUGUGAAUACACAUCGCAUAAAGUUUGGCUCGUUGUUGUGGAAGUAUGGCAAGAUGAAACUGGACAAACAUAUUACUAGUGAAUCUGAAUCGUCGGGAAAAAUGAAAAUAAUGAAUCGUGUGAAGCAUACAGAUAUGUUCAUGGUACCAGAGCCUUGGAAUCAAAGUUUGAUUCAAGUUUUUCGUUUCGAUCUUCUCUUCCACAGCCGAUCUGGUUAA
Molecule: messenger RNA, 646 nt
Organism: Solanum pennellii
Lineage: Eukaryota; Viridiplantae; Streptophyta; Magnoliopsida; Solanales; Solanaceae
Exons: 3
Coding region: 143-646 (167 amino acids)
Source: RefSeq, a predicted model, not a curated record